CUUCAGCUUGCAUAGCUCGCAACAUCCAUGGAGGACAAGCCUGCUGCAGGGUACCGGCACGGGCCGCCAUGGGUGUUCAAGGGCAGCGCAUUGUACCAGCUGCAUUUGGUGAAGGCAGCGACGGCGCGCGCCUUCGUGCCCAAGGACCUCCGCCUGGUGGAGGCCUUCGGCUACACGCUCGGCGGCAUGUUCCUCGCGCGCUACCACGACAGCCCCGCCGGCCAGUUCGACGAGCUGGUGGUGAUCGCCGGCAUUGUGUGGAACCCGCCGACUUCUUGCGCUUGGGCUGCCAGGGUGCUCGUAAACAGUGCGGAAGCCUGCCGGCAUGGACGCAAGGAAGUGGGGCUGCCAAGCCAUGUCGCAAAGUUCUCACAGACUGAAGCUUCUGAACUCAGAAACAAACCGUUGGCAAAACCAAACGGCUUUCUGAGCCUUCUUGGAAUGGGUUCAACUUUCUCCAAGAAAGAGAGUUGCCGUGGGUUCGAGAUCUCGGAGACCACGGGCUCAUCUACGAGGCACUUGUGCAACAUCAGCCUGCCGGCUACCGGAAUCGCAGCAGGGUCACAUAAAGACAACAAGUGGAUAGGUCCAGCAAUCAGGAUGUCACUUCCGAGCUUCAGUGGGCAGACAGAGGACCAUCCCGAUCUUCUCAAGUACUCUUGCAAAGUAGAGUGCAGGGUGCGCCCGGUAAGUCCUGCCAAGAUCUGGAACCCUAGAACUGCAGAACCCCAGGAGUGCUCUGAUGGCAAGAACGGCAGCGUUGUAGCUGAAUCGGAUGCGCAAAGACAAAGUGUUCUGGUUUUGUUGUCUAGGCCUAUCUUGGCUCUGGAGUUCAGCUCCCUGCUGAUGCGCGUUGAUGCUCCAAAAACUGUUCCUCCACAUUCCAAGAAGAAGGAAGUCAGAUACUCUAGCACCUGAAUCUGAUGCCAGCUGGGAGUUUUUGGCCCGAUUUUCAUACACACUAGACAUGAUUACCGCCGCUUGUUCUUUCAUUUGUUUAUAGGUUUUCAAGAAAACCAUUGUUAGGUUUUAAACCUACUUGAUGAAUUCAAAGUUGCAUAUAGUUUGGUUUCGAUGGAAACCAGGUAA
Molecule: messenger RNA, 1089 nt
Organism: Lolium rigidum
Lineage: Eukaryota; Viridiplantae; Streptophyta; Magnoliopsida; Poales; Poaceae
Product: protein NEOXANTHIN-DEFICIENT 1
Exons: 9
Coding region: 28-918 (296 amino acids)
Source: RefSeq, a predicted model, not a curated record